AAACAAGUCGGCAUUUCAUGUGCAAAUAUUAGAUUUCUGUCAAAGCCUUGGAAUGUUACAUUGUGUCAUUUUAACAGUUUGAAAUAUGUUUAAUAAGUUUGUGUAGCAUGUGAUUUUUUUACGAAAUUUUUAACUCGUAAAUUAAAAUGAGUUCAAUUUUUUCUUUUCGAAGGAAUAUUUUCGUUCUGUUUCAUAAAUAUGUCCAUGCUAGAUUCAUCAGUACUGAAAUCCACUGUAAUAGAACUUCUGAUUUAUAUUUUGAAGAAAACAUAGGACACACUCCAGUAAUGCCAAAUGAAGUGGUUGAAGCUUUAAAUCCCCAAGACAAUAAGGUAUUUAUUGACAUGACUUUUGGGGCAGGAGGGCAUACUCGCUGUUUGUUACAAGCUGCAAAAUUGAAACUGUUCUGUUUAGAUAGAGAUCCAUGUGCAUAUGAGAAAGCAGUAAAACUGGCUGAGGAGUAUGGAGAUGCAGUUAUACCUUUACUUGGUAAGUUUAGUGAAAUUCAGCCACUUCUUUUAAAACAUGGUGUUACACCAAACAGUAUUGAUGGAAUUUUAAUUGAUGCUGGUUGUUCAUCUAUGCAAAUGGAUUCUUCUGAAAGAGGUUUCUCUAUAAGUAAAAAUGGGCCUUUAGAUAUGCGUAUGGAUGGCAACAGAUUCCCUGAUCAACCUACAGCUGCUGAUGUAUUAAACUCUCUUGAUGUACCAAGUUUAGUAAAAAUUUUCAAAAUUUAUGGUGAAGAGAAAAAAGCUAAAAAGAUAGCUCAAGCUCUGUUUGAUGCUAAGUAUAUGUUGAAAACUAUAAAUACAACUCAUGAAUUGGCUGAAUUAGUACAAAGUACAUUAGGCAGUGAACAAAGGUUUGAUAAACUUCAGAGGACUGCUCAUGUAGCCACGAAGAUUUUUCAGGCUCUAAGGAUAUUUGUUAAUGACGAAUUGAAUGAAUUAAAUUAUGCUCUUGAAAUGGCACACUUAUUACUCAAGCCUGGUGGAAGACUUGCUGUUUUAACUUUCCAUUCUUUAGAAGAUCGCAUUAUUAAACGGCACUUUCAAGGUAUACAUAUGGAUGAACCAGUUAGUCAUACUUUAAGGCAAAAAUACAAGAAUGCUUUUGCUUACCAUUCUUUAGAAGCUGUAAAUGAAAUUACAGCAAAAAGAUGGAAUCCUUUGCAUAAGACUGUUAUUACUCCUACCAGUGAUGAAAUCGAGUCAAAUCCUAGAAGUCGUUCUGCUAAAUUAAGAGUUGCAGAGAAAGUUUUGGAAACUCCAGAAUUAUGAUGUUAUUAAGUGUAAAUAAAAUGUUUUAAAUAGUUUA
Molecule: messenger RNA, 1317 nt
Organism: Argiope bruennichi
Lineage: Eukaryota; Metazoa; Arthropoda; Arachnida; Araneae; Araneidae
Product: probable methyltransferase-like protein 15 homolog
Exons: 5
Coding region: 147-1280 (377 amino acids)
Biological process (GO): rRNA base methylation
Molecular function (GO): rRNA (cytosine-N4-)-methyltransferase activity
Source: RefSeq, a predicted model, not a curated record